AUGAGGAAAGUGCAAAAUUACCAUAUUCCCAUCUACCACCAUCACUACCAACACCCACCACUACUAUCACUCAUCACCAACCGCAACCGCUACCGCCACCACUACCGUCACCAUCAAUACUACCACCACCCGUCACCAUCGCCGCUGUCACCAAUAUCGUAUUCACCACCACCACCAUCACCUACAACCACCAUCGUCGCCGCCACCACCUCAAUCACCGAUACCUCCACCAUCCGCUGCCACCUCAACCAUCCUUCACCCCCAUCGGUCGUCACCGCCACCAUCACCACCAUCAUCGCUACCAUCCUUCACCGCCACUAUCCGUCACCGCCACCACCAUUCACCUCCACCACCAUCGCCACCUGCCACCACAUGUACCACCACUGCAGCCACUUCUACAUGUCACCACCGACACAACGACCACCACAGUCACCACCAUCACCAUCUGUCGCCACCACCACCAUUACCACUACUACGAUCACCACCCACCACCAUCACCCAAAACAACCACCAGAACGCAACCGCUACCAUUCAUCAACACCACCACAACCACCUCCACCAUCACCCACCACAUAUAACUUAUAA
Molecule: messenger RNA, 585 nt
Organism: Lactuca sativa (garden lettuce)
Lineage: Eukaryota; Viridiplantae; Streptophyta; Magnoliopsida; Asterales; Asteraceae
Source: RefSeq, a predicted model, not a curated record